Heteronotia binoei (common prickly gecko) is the source of this 1496-nucleotide messenger RNA. RefSeq lists its product as uncharacterized. Lineage: Eukaryota; Metazoa; Chordata; Lepidosauria; Squamata; Gekkonidae. The coding region runs from base 10 to 678 and encodes 222 amino acids. The transcript has 3 exons. Gene Ontology annotation, molecular function: protein binding. The record is from RefSeq and is a predicted model, not a curated record.
CAGCCGGUGAUGAAACGCAAGCCCUGCCCUCCCCCCUUCUGUGAACUGCUUAUUCUUGAUAACCUCCAAGCACAUAAAUACACUGUCAAUGAACAGGGCCUCGGAAACCAGAAGUGCUUGGAGAGUUGCACCAUGGAGACACAGGCUUUCACAGAGCCGGGCAGCCCUCACAGUGAUGCAAGGACACUGCGAAACAGACGAUUCACCUGGUGCCUAGGGGCUUGUUUGGUCCUCUGGCUGCUGACCUUGCUUCCAUUUUUGAUAGCUUGCUUGCUUUUGCAUCACCAACAGUCGCCCAAGCCGUGCUGGUUUCAUGCAUCCUCUCCAGUCAACUCCCAGCCUGCCAUUCACUGGACGUGGGCACGGAACUGCAGCAGCUCUGCAAUUAAUGCAACCGAGUCCUCACUGGAAAUCCAGGAAAGCAGCAUGUAUUAUACCUACGUCUACGUCGCCUGUAAGGAAACUGGCGUUUCUGAGGAGGACCACUUCACUGUUGAACUGGUCACCAACUCCAACCAAGUUCUCAGCAUUCUCAAAGGGCCAAAUGGAAAACGUACAUUUGUCACCUUGGGAAGGCCUUACUUCCUGGACAAGGGGACAAGCCUGCACUUGAAGAUUAAUGAAAAUCUCAAGAACAUUGACGUCAACAGAACAUACUGGGGGCUCUUUAAAAUCUAAAUGGAGCAUCUACUCAUGGCAGUCUCCUGUUGGUCAAUAUCAUUUCAUGAUUUGGUGACAUGCACGAUUUCUCAGCAAGCUCAUUCUCUGCACUUCACUAUUUUUAUGUAUCAGGUGAUGGACAAAUCCUGACAUUAAAAUUAUCCCAGCUUUUGGCCCCACUUACCACCAGUCCCACAGGCUAGCUGAACAUUUGUUACUCAAGGGAAAAGGAUGUUGUAAGACUAAGAUUUAUUCAAGACCAUGGAGCAAGAGAAUACAUUUGACACAAAACCUGCACAACACUACCCAGAAUUCACUAGCUCACAUCCAAAGUUCUUGCUGCCACUGUUUAUGUCAGCUGAGACCAAUGUCCAUCUCAACUCAGAACUGUAGAUAAUCUCACAGUAGGUGUGGCUAUUACACCAACAGAAUACUAACUCCAAUGUCUCAGCAACAUCUAUCUUUGGUGACAUUUCACACUUCUAGUAUUCUCUAAAAGCACACACUGUGAAUGGAGCAUUCAGUAAUUUCUUACAAGUGCAUUGUAAGGUAGAUCAGUGGUAUUACUCCCUUACAUUAAGGGCAGAGCAAUUCUCUCAGAGGUGGGUUUUUUGUUUUGCAUUCUGCAAGGGGCUCCUAUCCACAGGAACAGUUUAUUAGACAUUUUAACAAAAUGGUACAUUUGAUGAUGUACUUCUGAGGUGGCUGAGUGGGGUGACAGGAACUCUACACAUGUAAGGUUACAGACAAGAUGUAAAAUAUUGCACAGUUUCCGCACAAUCAUAACUGAGGAAAUGAAUAGCUCCUUGGGAAUAAAGUUGUAUUAUAAGGCAAUA